AUGGCAAUGGUGUAUCCCAUGCAAACGCUACUCGCUGGUUUCACUUUACUUCUCGCGUUCCCUUUCGCCACAUCAACAACUGUAACAACAACAUCCAAAGAAGAAAUAAAAUGCAAUUUGUGCACACCGGAAGUUCCACGGCCACCACCCCCUAGGAUUGAGUGCCCACCACCGCCUGUUCCGCUUUCUCCUCCACCGCCAUCACCGCCACCGCCAUCACUGCCACCACCUCCGCCAGCGUGCCCCACAUGCCCUCCACCGUGCUCUGGAUGCCCUCCACCACCUUGCAAUGCAUGUCAGAUACCGCAGGGGCCUCCUCCUCCGCAGCCUAGGGACCAGCCUGGAGUGAUGGGAGGUGCGGUUUAUUCGCCAACGAACGAAGCGGUUCCUUACUUCCCAUAUGGCUUUCAGAACCCUCCACUUUCCCAGUCGGCUGCUAGCUCCAACCGUUUGAAACUGAAGCUCGUAGCUUCUAUCAUUUUUCUAUUGCUUUAG
Molecule: messenger RNA, 495 nt
Organism: Theobroma cacao (cacao)
Lineage: Eukaryota; Viridiplantae; Streptophyta; Magnoliopsida; Malvales; Malvaceae
Source: RefSeq, a predicted model, not a curated record